Molecule: messenger RNA, 405 nt
Organism: Hydatigera taeniaeformis
Lineage: Eukaryota; Metazoa; Platyhelminthes; Cestoda; Cyclophyllidea; Taeniidae
Source: the annotation of a GenBank genome assembly
AUGGCAGACAGUGUUCUCGUUAGGACUCGGAAGUUUAUGUCCAAUAGACUUCUUUCUAGAAAGCAAAUGAUAUUGGAUGUCUUCCAUCCCGGACAACCUGUCCUGUCCAAGAAGGAAAUUCGGGAACGUCUAGCUAAAAAGUACAAGACUACACCUGACGUCGUGUUCGCCUUUGGAUUUCGCACUAAAUUUGGCGGUGGGAGGUCUUCUGGUUUUGUUAAUAUUUAUGACUCCCUUGACUAUGCAAAGCGAUAUGAGCCUAAAUUUCGUCAAGCGCGGAAUGGUCUCAUAUCUAUUGAAAAAGGAUCGCGUAAACAACGAAAAGAAAAGAAGAAUAAGUUAAAGAGGAUUCGUGGUACGGCGAAGGCUGACGAUGUUGAAAAGAAGAAGAAGAAGAAGAAAUAG